AAUUUUAGUUCCGCUAAAAAUGGCAGCGCCCUUAACCAAAACAUUGUGUGUCUUUUGUAGAUAUAGAUCUAGGACAAACCAUAGUUUAGUGACUAGCAAAACGGCAAACAUUUUCGAAUCUAAAUUUGUUAGUAUAUUACAUGGCAAGAAAUAUUCCAUAAAGCCAUCAACAAAAGUAUACACAGUUUCUAAAUCUAAAAAGGUUAAAGAAUCCAAUCGUACUGAUGUCAGUGAUGAGAAACAGGCCAAGGCGACCAAGACCAAGGCUGGGGCUAUUCCUUUAUUCAACCAAAUACUUGAACAGAAGUACAGUGAGGCACGUCGGAGCAUUCUUGUGAGGACUUAUAAUGUUGAAAACACCCUUGAUUUACUCUCCACCUAUGGUCGUGUUAGUCAUGCUCAGCUUAUAAUGCCUGAGAAGUCCUUUCUUUUAGUUGAGUUUUCCAAUGAGAUCAAUGCAGUCAAAGUACAGAACAGUUCUCAGUUAUUUAAUGAAGCCAACCAGUUUCCUAUGAGAACAAGAAUACUAUGUGAUACAAAAUCUCACCUUCCCCUUAAGAAGAGAAGACAAGUGCCAGAGGUUUUAGAUGGAAGUUACGAUAACAAGAUUUCAGAGGUCUAUCCUCACUUACCAACAGUUGACAAAGAAAUAGAGAUGUUAUGUGAGCGUAGGUUGUUGGAUGAUCAAGACUUGAGACUGAGGUUUUUUGCUUGCCUUGUGAUAGAAGACAUGCUGCAGUCGGUACUCCCAGAAUCCCGUGUGAUCCCAUAUGGUUCCUGUAUGAAUGGUUUUGGUUGGUGGAACAGCGACUUAGAUAUGAUGAUAUGUCUGGACAAUGAAUUGAAGACUUCACACUAUAAAGGCAGUACUGGCAACCAACAAGCUUUGAAGUUUUUAACAGAGAUAUUUAAUACAGAGCGCCAACUAGCUCAGCGCACCUUGUCUUUUGUGGCAGCUUUAUUAGAGCUGAGCCCCCGAGUCAACAGCAUGCUGAAAAUACUCGGAGCACGUGUGCCUAUUAUUCGAUUUAAACAUAACGCUUUAAGUCUUCCCUGUGACGUUAGCCUCCAUGCAGUGGACAGCAUUAAGAUGACUGAGCUGUUGUACUUGAUGUCAGUCUGUGAUUCACGGGUCAAGCCUCUCUUGUGUGCCAUUAAACAAUGGGCGAUAGCUCACAACUUAACCUCCAGCGGAGAGCAACAGAAACCAACGACCAUUGGAUUUAUAAUGAUGCUGAUCUUCUUUCUACAGACACGAACUCCAGCUGUACUCCCUACCUUCAGACAACUUCAAACAUUGGCCAAGCAUCCUUCAGAUAAAUUCUUUAUUGAUGAUGUAGAAUAUGGACUUCCUAAAAAUCCAUCCCUAAUGCCAAUUUCAGAAAAUAAGGAAUCACUUGAAAACCUACUUCUGGGCUUUUUUGAGUAUUACUCUCAAUUUGACUUUGACAAGAAAGCCAUCUCAAUCACAGAAGGCGCAACAUUUGAAAAACAAGCAGACUCUCGACCAAUUUACAUUGAAAACCCUCUCUCAGUGAGCUUAAACAUUUGUCAAAACGUUGGCAGCAGUCAGCUCAGUGAGCUAACCGCUGCCAUGAAAGAGGCAGCCUUGAAAUUGAAAUCUGCUCACAAUGAGCCAAACAGGUCAGCACUGUCCAUUUUAUUUGAGACAAAUGAACCUCACCCAGUAGUUGAAGCUGCUGAUUUAUUUCGUGAAAUAACACCUGAUCAAGCUACAGAUAAUCAAUCAGGUUCUGUAGUAAAUUCUGAAGUUGUUCAUUAACUUUAUAUUGUAGAGGUCUGUAUUGUUAAAAAAUAUAUGAUCUUAAAAGCUGCAGAUUUAUUGAGUUGAGAAACAUGUAAAAGAAUCUGAUUCUAAAGUUAAUGAUGGGUAUUCAAUAACUCAAUAUUUAGUUAGCCUAUAUGCAUCAUGUAUUUUGUAUAUGAAGCUGCAGAUUUUAUUCACGAAAGCUAUUUCUGAUAACCAAAAAAAAUCCGUCAGAUUUUUAUAGUAGAUGCUUUAAGUUAUUUAACUUAAUGAUGUGAUUACUUUCUAUGAAAAUAAAUCAUGUUUGUAUGGAAUAAAAUGCUGUGUUUUCA
Physella acuta is the source of this 2100-nucleotide messenger RNA. RefSeq names its product poly(A) RNA polymerase, mitochondrial. Lineage: Eukaryota; Metazoa; Mollusca; Gastropoda; Physidae. The record is from RefSeq and is a predicted model, not a curated record. Gene Ontology annotation, molecular function: poly(A) RNA polymerase activity. Gene Ontology annotation, biological process: RNA 3'-end processing.